GCACAUUAGCCUAGCCUAAUUUAGUCUGUUAGCACUCGGAGAUAUGUCGCUGCUGCUCCAGCUUCCCGAAGAAAACUGAGCCGACUGUGGUAAAAGAUACAACCGAUUGCACAUAGCAGGAAGCAGACAGCAUCGAUUAGCCAUCUACUAGCCGUUCACGAAGAUUCAGAAGCUGCCAGCUACUGCUCGCCGUAAAAUGACAACCAAAAAGCCGCGGAGCAUGAUCCGGGAGGCCUCUCAUCAGAUCAUUGCCGGUGGAUCCGCGGGUCUGGUAGAGAUCUGCUUGAUGCAUCCCCUCGAUGUGGUGAAGACAAGGUUCCAGAUCCAACGGGGAACCAGUGACCCCACCAGCUACAAGAGUCUGAAUGAUUGCUUCCGGACCAUCUUCCGAAAAGAGGGCGUCUUUGGCUUCUACAAAGGAAUCUUGCCUCCGAUUCUGGCAGAGACACCAAAGAGAGCAGUCAAGUUUUUCACCUUUGAGCAGUACAAGAAGUUGCUGAAUUUCACCCCUUUGUCUCCUGGUGUCGCGUUUUCUGUAGCAGGGCUUGGCGCAGGCCUGACUGAGGCUGUUAUCGUCAACCCGUUCGAAGUGGUGAAAGUCAGUCUUCAGGCCAACAGAGACUCCUUCAAAGAGCAACCCUCCUCAUUCGCUCAAGCCAGACUCCUCAUUAAUUCGGACGGUUUUGGGCUGAAGGGUUUGAAUAAAGGAUUAACAUCGACACUGGGACGCCAUGGCGUUUUCAACAUGAUCUACUUUGGCUUCUACUUCAAUGUCAAGGAUGCUAUCCCUGCCAGCCCGGACCCUACCCUUGAGUUCCUGAGGAAGUUUACUAUUGGUCUGGUGUCUGGGACCAUCUCCUCCUGCGUGAACAUUCCCUUCGAUGUAGCCAAGAGCCGCAUCCAGGGCCCGCAGCCAGUGCCAGGAGAAAUCAAGUACCGCACCUGCUUCCAGACCAUGGCGCUGGUGUACCGGGAGGAGGGGUAUUUGGCACUGUACAAGGGGCUAGUUCCCAAGAUAAUGAGGCUUGGACCAGGUGGGGCAGUGAUGCUGCUGGUCUAUGAGUAUGUGUCUGGAUGGCUACAGAGGAAUUGGUAAUGAGAAUUAUGCCUCAGUGCUGAUAUUGUUAGCUAAUUCUAGACCAAAUAGUUUUUAGUUAGUUUGUUUACCUUUCAUACUGAUGUACUGAUUUGCAAAAUACAAUUCACCAUUUUGAAAUAUCUUAGCAGCUUUCUAUGAAACAACCUCUAAAAGCCCACAACUUCAUCCAAGGCAAUUUCUCAGGAGUUAAAAACAGCUAUGAUAUUUGAAUAUUGCCAAAAUGCAUUUAUGAUAUAAAAGGGGUUUUUGAAAGCCCCUAACCCUGUUCUUCAGUCAGCAGAGUCCUCCAUGAACACAGACUUUUCCAAACUGUUUUGUUAUCUCAUGUUAUAGUUCAUGCUUUUUUUUCUGUGCUCUUCUGACUGGUUUGAAGUUGGGCGGUGCCCAGUUGGGAGGAAAGUUGUAUUCUAAUAUGAACCACUAAGAGUUGGGCAAUAUUUGAUCAGAAUCUGAUGACAGUUCAGGGGUUGUUUACUCCUGCUGGUAUCACUGUGUCUAUCACAUACACUGUCUUGAUAGAGCAGAUUAUAUGUGUUUGAGAAUUACUCAUAAGGAUUAUUAAUAAUGCUUCAUUACUUUAAUUCAGAUUUCUGCUUAUUUAGUCAAAUAAUUUUAUAGAGAAAUAUUUAAACCAAAUUUUCAGGACUUUAAUGUCACAGACUGUCAAAGUAAAAAAACCUUGACCUUAUACUACAUAUAUUAUAUUAUUAUUGUAUUGCUGUGCAGUUAGUAUGACGAAACUUGAAAAUGUACUGAGUGCAGACUUCUCUCAGUUCCUGCUCGACUCAAAUAUCCAUCCAUCCAUUUUCCUCCGCUUAUCCGGGACCGGGUCGUGGGGGCAGCAGUUUUAAGCAAAG
Monopterus albus (swamp eel) is the source of this 1956-nucleotide messenger RNA. RefSeq names its product solute carrier family 25 member 21 (gene slc25a21). Bases 197 to 1096 code for a protein of 299 amino acids. Gene Ontology annotation, biological process: transmembrane transport. The transcript is spliced from 11 exons. The record is from RefSeq and is a predicted model, not a curated record. NCBI's taxonomy places the organism in Eukaryota, Metazoa, Chordata, Actinopteri, Synbranchiformes, Synbranchidae.